Messenger RNA from Fundulus heteroclitus (mummichog), 4359 nucleotides. Its product is annotated as NACHT, LRR and PYD domains-containing protein 4-like. The transcript has 9 exons. NCBI's taxonomy places the organism in Eukaryota, Metazoa, Chordata, Actinopteri, Cyprinodontiformes, Fundulidae. The record is from RefSeq and is a predicted model, not a curated record. Bases 1 to 3267 code for a protein of 1088 amino acids. Gene Ontology annotation, molecular function: protein binding.
AUGGAUCAGUGUGAGGACAGAGAGGAGGGAGUCCCUCCCUCUAAAAGCACUCUGUGUGGGGAAGCUGAGAGCCAGAGCCACGCUCAGAGGAUCCAUCAUACGCUAAAAAAAGAACCAGAACCAGAACCCAGCUGUGUGUCCUUUAAGAGCGACUGGUCAAAGGGUGGUCUCAUUAACUUCAAAUCUCCAGGACCUGCAUCCUCAGAGAGAGUGGACCAGCAGAACUCUGAGGUUCCCAGAGGUCCGUCUGCCAAGCAGCAUCAAACCCAGCUGGACUCCAUAUUUAUGCUGCUGGAGGACAACAUUGUCACUUUUGUGAAGAAGGAGCUGAAGAAGUUCCAAAAGGUUCUGAGUCCAGAUGACCCAGACUGCUCAGAGAGUCAGAGAGGUGAUGAGGAGGUGUUGGAAGGUGAGGAUGAAGAGCAGAGGAGAAGCAGCAGAGAGGCACUGAUGAAGAUCACUCUGAACUUCCUGAGGAGGAUGAAGCAGGAGGAGCUGGCUGACCGUCUGCAGAAACAUUUUGCUGCAGUAUCUCAACAAAAACUUAAAUCUGGUCUGAAGAAGAAGUUCCAGGUUGUGUUUGAGGGGAUCGCUAAAGCAGGAAGUCCAACCCUUCUGAACCAGAUCUACACAGAGCUCUACAUCACAGAGGGAGGGACUGGAGAGGUCAAUGAGGAACAUGAGGUCAGACAGAUUGAAACAGCAUCCAGGAAACCACACAGACCAGAAACAACCAUCAGACAAGAAGACAUCUUUAAAGUCCCACCUGGAAGAGAUCAACCAAUCAGAACAGUGAUGACAAAGGGAGUGGCUGGCAUUGGGAAAACAGUCUUAACCCAGAAGUUCACUCUGGACUGGGCUGAAGACAAAGCCCACCAGAACAUCCACUUCAUAUUUCCAUUCACCUUCAGAGAGCUGAAUGUGCUGAAAGAGAAAAAUUUCAGCUUGGUGGACCUUGUUCAUCACUUCUUUACUGAAACCAAAGAAAUCUGCAGCUUUGAACACUUCCAGGUUCUGUUCAUCUUUGAUGGUCUGGAUGAGAGUCGACUUCUUUUGGACUUCCAGAACCAGGAGAUCCUGACUGAUGCUACAGAGUCCACCUCAGUGGAUGUUCUGCUGACACACCUCAUCAAGGGAAAACUGCUUCCCUCUGCUCGCCUCUGGAUAACCACACGACCAGCAGCAGCCAAUCAGAUCCCUCCUGAGUGUGUUGGCAUGGUGACAGAGGUCAGAGGGUUCACUGACCCACAGAAGGAGGAGUACUUCAGGAAGAGAUUCAGAGAUGAGGAGCAGGCCAGGAGGAUCAUCUCCCACAUGAAGACAUCAAGAAGCCUCCACAUCAUGUGCCACAUCCCAGUCUUCUGCUGGAUCACUGCUACGGUUCUGGAGGACGUGUUGGAGACCAGAGAGGGAGGAGAGCUGCCCAGCACCCUGACUGAGAUGUACAUCCACUUCCUGGUGGUUCACACCAAAGUGAAGAAGGUCAAGUAUGAUGGAGGAGCUGAAACAGAUCAACUCUGGAGUCCAGAGAGCAGGAAGAUGAUCAAGUCUCUGGGAAAACUGGCUUUUGAUAAUCUGCAGAAAGGAAACCUGAUCUUCUAUGAAUCAGACCUGACAGAGUGUGGCAUUGAUAUCAGAGCAGCCUCAGUGUACUCAGGAGUGUUCACACAGAUCUUUAGAGAGGAGAGAGGGCUGUACCAGGACAAGGUGUUCUGCUUCGUCCAUCUGAGUGUUCAGGAGUUUCUGGCUGCUCUUCGUAUUCAUCGGACUUUCAUCAACUUUGGCUUCAACCUGAUGGAAGAAACAGAAAGAUCUAAGAGGUCUUCAUUAUCCAAGAAGACUAAACUAAGCUCUCUUCAUAAAAGUGCAAUUGACAAGGCCUUACAGAGUCCAAAUGGACACCUGGACUUGUUCCUCCGGUUCCUCCUUGGACUUUCACUGCAGACCAAUCAGAGACUCCUACAGGGUCUGCUGAUACACACAGGAAGUAGCUCACAGACCAACCAGGAAACAGUUCAGUACAUCAAGGAGAAGAUCAGUGAGAAUGUGUCUGCAGAGAAAAGCAUCAAUCUGUUCCACUGUCUGAAUGAACUGAAUGAUCGUUCUCUGGUCCAGGAGAUCCAACAGUCUCUGAGAUCAGGAAGUCUCUCCACAGAUAAACUGUCUCCUGCUCAGUGGUCAGCUCUGAUCUUCAUCUUAGUGUCAUCAGCAGAAGAUCUGGAUGUGUUUGACCUGAAGAAAUACUCUGCUUCAGAGGAGGUUCUCCUGAGGCUGCUGCCAGUGGUUAAAGCCUCCAACAAAGCUCUACUGAGUGGCUGUAACCUCUCAGAGAGAAGCUGUGAAGCUCUGUCCUCAGUUCUCAGCUCCCAGUCCUCCAGUCUCAGAGAACUGGACCUGAGUAACAACAACCUGCAGAAUUCAGGAGUUGAGCUUCUCUCUGCUGGACUGGAGAGUCCAAACUGCAGACUAGAAACUCUCAGCUUGUCAGGCUGUCUGGUCUCAGAGGAAGGCUGUGCUUCUCUGGUCUCAGCUUUGAGCUCCAACCCCUCCCAUCUGAAACAGUUGGACCUGAGCUACAAUCAUCCAGGAGACUCAGGAGUGAAGCUGCUGUCAUCUGGACUGAAGGAUCCACACUGGAGACUGGAAACGCUCAAGGUGGAGCCUGCUGGAGUCCGAUGGUUGACACCAGGUCUGAGGAAGUAUUCCUGUCAACUCACAAUCGACACAAACACAGUGAACAAAUAUCUCAAACUGUCUGAAGACAACGGGAAGGUGACACAUGUGAAGGAGCUUCAGUCAUAUCCUGAUCAUCCAGACAGAUUUGAUUACUGGCCUCAGCUGCUGUGUAGAGAUGGUCUGACUGGUCGCUGUUACUGGGAGGUUGAGUGGAGAGGAAAAGUUGGUAUAUCAAUGAGCUACAGAAGAAUCCAGAGGAGAGGAGACAUUAGAGACAUUUUGUUUGGAAGGAAUGAUCAGUCCUGGAGUCUGAGAUGUUCUGAUUUCAAUUGUUACUCUGUCUGGCACAAUGACAGAGAAUUACAAAUCUCCUCCUCUUUCUAUGGCUCCUCCACCUCCUCUUGCUCCUCACCUGUCUCUAACAGAGUAGCAGUGUAUGUUGACUAUGCAGCUGGUAUUCUGUCCUUCUACAGAGUCUCCUCUGACUCACUGAUCCACCUCCACACCAUCAACACCACAUUCACUGAACCUCUGCAUCCUGGCUUUGGGUUCAGGUGGUCCAGUUCUGGUUCCUCAGUGAUUUUGUGCUGAGGUGAUUCUAAAGAGUCUCCUCCUCUCAGAGUCAGCACAUCAGUCUCUUUCACUCAGAAACAAGUUUUCAGAUUCAUGGAUUCAAGCUCUUUCUUUCUGAAUUUUUUUUAAAUGAUUCCUUUGAAACUUCUUGCACUUCCUCAUUGAAUACUUUAAAGAUGGAAAAUGAGGUUAUUCCAUGAUCCACAUGUGUUUUUCUGUCUGUUUCAGACAGGAAAAGUGUCAAAGCUUCACACUGAAUAUCAGGGCCUUUAUUCAUGGAGAUCCUCAGAGUCCUCUCAGAGGGCUGCCAUCCAAGCUUAAAAAAUCUUGAAUACCUGAACAUUAGGAGCCUAGUGUCAACGUCUGAUCAGCUGACUCUAACAAACUCUAAGUCAGACUUCUUGUGAUCAUCAGAAAUGUGGCUUCAGCCAUCAACUCCUGCUAACAUCUUUAUUAUUCCUGAAUACCAGUGUUUCAGACGAGACAGACCUGAGGGCAGGAGUGGUGGGGUAUUGGUCUAUAUUGAAAUGGCAAACAGUCUUGAAUAUGUUGCUUUAAAAUUGAUUCUGUCACCACAAAUGUCCUUUUUAAUUAUAGAACUUAAUAGACCUCCAACUGCAAAGGACACUUUUGUUGAUCAUCUUAAUCUCAUCUUAAAGUAAUGCAGCAGUAAAGAAGUCAUCCAUUUAGGCGACAUUAACCAAAACUGGGAAGAUCGGGGAAAAGAAGAAAAAACUUAAAACCAUAACUGACACAUAUAGGUUUCAGAAAUGAAUAAAAGGUACAACUAGGAUAACAAAAUCCUCCAGCACACAAAUUUAUCAAUUUUUUUCAAACAUGCCUGAAAGGGUCACUAAAAAAUAACAUCUCAUCACUGGUCUAUCUUAUCAUAAUUUAACUGUUUUGGCAAGGAAAUUAACUUCUAAAUAGUUUAAAUAUAUCUCAAAUCAGAAUAACCUUUUUUUAUUCUUCAAUGUAAUAAGGAAUUAUUUGAUCAGCAAAUAAAUAAUAUCGACUGGGAUGAUAUAUUAUCCUCUGAUCAUUUGGAGUGUGCUCGUGAUAUAUUAAAGAAUUAUUUUUGUUCUUUGACAAUGUAUUUUGGGAAAAACU